GGCGUCUUUUUUAUUCGGGAUUUUCAUUUCCGGUUCAAAGGUUACAGCUGCUUUUCUCUGGUCAUGUAGGAACGUGCGUUUAACUCGAGUAGAGAAAGCGUUAUUAUUUAUUAAACAGUGGAUAACUGGAACCCAGCCGUGAUGUCUUCGUACACGUGUAUCAGCUGCCGCGUGCAGUUCACCGACGCUGACGUGCAGCGUGCGCACUACAAGACCGACUGGCACCGCUACAACCUGAAGCGCAAGGUCGCCAACAUGCCACCAGUCACCGCUGAGAACUUCCAGGAGCGCGUCCUGGCCCAGCGUGCGGCCGCCGAACAGCAGCUGGCAGACACGCACAGCCUCGCCACCUGCACCACCUGCAACAAGAAGUUCUCCAGCGCCAACGCCUACAACAACCACCUGCAGUCGCACAAGCACCUGCAAGCUGAGAAGAAAGCCAUAGCCGUCGCCCAGGAGGCGGUGCAGCGCAUGAACGAGAAGAACCUGGAGAAAGGAGCCGAGCUGGACAAGGACGCUCAGAACGAGGCGAUUCAGAAAGCCAUGAGGGAGGGGCUUAGGCAGAAACAGAGAUACGCCCACUCAGAAGCCACGCCCACGGAGAGGCAGGGUAGGAAGAGGCUGGAUAAAGCGCCACGGCUGGAGUGGUUUGAGAGGCAAGCCAAGAAGAUCGCAACUGAGGAGGAAGAGGAAGAGGAGGAAGAUGCAGCAGAUGAAGAAGAAUGGGAGGAUUUUGACGAAGACGACGACGACGACGAUGAUGAUGAUGAUGAGAUGGAGGCCGAUGAAGAGGAGCAGAUGGCGGAGGACAGCGUGGCCACGCCCACUCCCUCUCCAGGCUCCAUCCCCGUGACCGACUGUCUGUUCUGUUCGCACCACUCGCACUCUCUGAGCAAAAACGUGGCCCACAUGACCAAAGAGCACAGCUUCUUCAUCCCCGACAUCGAGUACCUGGUCGAUCUGAGAGGACUCCUUGCAUACCUGGGAGAGAAGGUGGGUUUCGGCAAAGUGUGUUUAUGGUGUAACGAAAAAGGCAAGUCGUUCUACUCGACCGAAGCGGUGCAGGCGCACAUGAACGACAAGAGCCACUGCAAACUCUACACCGACGGAGAUGCGGCGCUCGAGUUUGCCGAUUUCUACGACUUCAGGAGUAGCUACCCAGACGCUCAUGAUGGAACUGAUGUAGAAAUGAAGGACGGAGAGCUUCCCGAUGAGAAGACGGUGGAGUUUGAUGAUGACACUCUAGAGCUCACGUUGCCGUCCGGGGCGAAGAUUGGUCACCGCUCGCUGAUGCGUUACUAUAAGCAGCGUUUCGGGAUGCAGAGGGAGCUGGUACCUGUACAGAACCAGCGCGCUGUGGGCCGAGUGCUGAAGCAGUACCGGGCCCUCGGCUGGGCUGGAGAAGCUGGUAAAGGCUCGGUGCUCCAGCAGCAGAAGGACAUGCGGUACGUACAGAGGAUGAAGUCGAAGUGGAUGCUGAGGACGGGAAUGAGCAACAACGUGACUAAGCAGGCCCACUUCAGGGCCCAGGUCAUGUUCUAAUCCUGGGUUAAAUGAUCACUUUAUGAAUUUAGGAGCCUAAGAGACACUGGGCCCCUGGAGACCCGGCGUGAGGUUCUGUUUAACGACCUUAUUCACUUUCUUAACAAAUGAUUAACACCGAGGACAUUGAUGAUGUGAAUAGACUGAUGGACAGGAUGUCCAUAAGUGCUUAAAAAAACCCCACUUGCUCUUGUUUAACUCAGAAAAUAUAAAAUUAUAUCGCUUAGCUGAAACCCAGAACGAGUGAGAAUUUGGUCUGUUUUUUAUUUUUAAACAGCUAGCUCAUUAUUGUACUAUAGAAUACCGUAAAGCUUUUCUGUACACCAGCUUAUAAAUAAAAUAUUUUUUGUUGAUUGACUUCAAAAA
Molecule: messenger RNA, 1908 nt
Organism: Pangasianodon hypophthalmus (striped catfish)
Lineage: Eukaryota; Metazoa; Chordata; Actinopteri; Siluriformes; Pangasiidae
Gene: znf622
Product: zinc finger protein 622
Exons: 7
Coding region: 142-1542 (466 amino acids)
Biological process (GO): ribosomal large subunit biogenesis
Cellular component (GO): preribosome, large subunit precursor
Molecular function (GO): nucleic acid binding; zinc ion binding
Source: RefSeq, a predicted model, not a curated record